AUGGCCCAGGUGCAAUUGAUUGGAAGAAAAAGGGUUUGGUUGGUGAGUAGUAAAGAUGUAAGAUUUGUUUUCAAAUUAAUGUACGAGCUUAAAGCUUCUCUAAUAACAGACAUUCCAAGCAAAAGACCAACGUCAGUCUCAAUCACGGUUGUAGUUAAAGUAUUAAUGAGAAAAAAGCACAGUAAUAAAGAUCUGUUGGCACCUCAGCAAUUAUGCGAUUAUACUGAUUACAGUAUAUGUGAUCAUGUGGUUUUAGGGCUCGCUGGUCUGAUUAUGCUUGAGUAUUUUAAUGAAUGA
Messenger RNA from Clunio marinus, 297 nucleotides. Lineage: Eukaryota; Metazoa; Arthropoda; Insecta; Diptera; Chironomidae. The record is from the annotation of a GenBank genome assembly.